AUGACAUCUUUUAUGAUCACCCUCCAAGAUUUGAAACCGUCGUUCGCUUACCAGAAGCAACCUGGUCAGCCUCCAACCAGCUACCAAUCUCUGCCGCCUACACACUUGUUUUUAAAUCUCUAUCCUUUCGACAUUAACGUCGGUGAGAUAGCUCAGUCGGUGUACAAGCACUUUUUCGCGUUAUUAACGCGCUGUGACCUGGUUCAAACACUAUAUCUUCGGAACUCAAAGACUGUCAUACGCACGAGAGAUGAUGCGGUGCUCGCACGUGUAUACCAACCAUAUGUUACUUCGUGUGGUGUGGAGGUUAUAGGCAUUGUGGCACCAAAGUUCAGUUAUAAUUACAGCUCUUUAAGCAGUUCUGCCUAUGGUAAAGAUGUAUAA
This is a messenger RNA of Helobdella robusta, 384 nucleotides long. RefSeq lists its product as hypothetical. Lineage: Eukaryota; Metazoa; Annelida; Clitellata; Rhynchobdellida; Glossiphoniidae. The record is from RefSeq and is a predicted model, not a curated record. Bases 1 to 384 code for a protein of 127 amino acids. The transcript is spliced from 2 exons.